Molecule: messenger RNA, 1725 nt
Organism: Cyprinodon variegatus (sheepshead minnow)
Lineage: Eukaryota; Metazoa; Chordata; Actinopteri; Cyprinodontiformes; Cyprinodontidae
Gene: dpm3
Product: dolichyl-phosphate mannosyltransferase polypeptide 3
Exons: 2
Coding region: 132-410 (92 amino acids)
Biological process (GO): GPI anchor biosynthetic process
Cellular component (GO): endoplasmic reticulum membrane; dolichol-phosphate-mannose synthase complex
Source: RefSeq, a predicted model, not a curated record
CGUCAUCAUCCUGCGCAGAGCUGAGGUGGCGUUUGUAAGGAGCGUAUUUUAUCUUCAAUCGGAGCCGUUGCUACGUUACGGUGCUAACAUUUGGUCUCUCUGUCAGGCUCGUCGUUACUCAGACUUCCAUCAUGACUAAACUCCUUCAGUGGCUGCUUGGAGUCUCGCUUCUGGGUAUCAUAUGGGCUGUGAUCGCUUUCGACCUGCUGGAGCUGAGCGUCCCCGGGACCUACAGGGAGGUGGCCUGGUCCAUGCCCCUCUACCUGCUGGUUUCAUUCGGUUGCUACUCCCUGGCCACCGUGGGCUACCGGGUGGCCACCUUCAACGACUGCGAUGAGGCGGCCAGAGAACUUCAAGAGCAGAUCAAAGAAGCAAAAGAGGACCUGAGGAAAAAGGGGUUAAAGAUAUAAAACACAUAUUGAAACUGUGGAGACUGAAAAAGGGGGAAGAAAACGAGAUAUGUAGCUGUUAGAUCAUCUGGGAGCAUCUUUAAUGGAAAUAGGAAUGUGGACAUGAAUCACUGGAGAACAUCAAACAGUCCUGGUCACGUCAUGUUUUUCUUGGCAGAAAGUUAGUUUAAAGUUACUGGAUUAAACUCACUUCCAAUAUUGUUUUUCCAAUAGUUCUUCUAUUUUGUUUUAAAUAUUUAUUUUAUUAGGAUAAAUUAUCCCCCUGAGACCAAGCAACCUUAACAGAUUUAUUUGGAAUUUUUUCCAUUUGCAUUUUUGCGCUUGCAGUGAUUUGGGCCAAUACUGAUUCAGUAUUACUUGUUGUUUUUUUUUCUCCUGUUUCACUUUUCAAAAACUUCAAAAAAUAAUACUAACAAGUUUUUUUUAGGUCUGUAAAAUACAAAAGGAAAAUAGUGUGUUAUGAAUUUUCUUUUCCAUGUUUUAAAUAAUAUUCUGCUCUGAUUUGUUUUUGUUUCUGUGAUUUUGGUUAUGCAAUUUUGUGGAUUUUUUUUAUUAGCACUAUAAAAGAUCAAUAUCUGUAAGAUAAUUUCUUCCUCAAGACUCAAUUUUAGUUUCUGUCAUUUUUUCUUUAAGGUUAAGGACCUGGAUGGUUCUGUUUAUUCGGUGAAGCAUGUUGCUGAUAAGCCCUUUUUUUUAUUUCUCAACACAAUUGUUCAAGCAAAUUCAGCUGGGCAUUAAGAUAAUUCGAAACAGCAUCAUGCUCUUAGUUUUAAUCCAUUUAAUCAAUAGGAAGCCAUACAGUGCUGCAUAAUGUGAUUGUGCAUUUCUUCAAAAAUAUGGUUGGAUUGUUUUACCCAUCUACCUGUACCACCAGAAGCUUGCAGCAUUUUACUGAAAUCACAAUAAGGUACUGAAAAUGUUACAAAGGAACACUUGGUGCACCGACAGAUAUUUAUUGGAUGCUUCCAGUUGUUGUCUGCCGAGCUACAGUUAGAUUUGAAGUGAAAUUUAGGUUUUCUGUAUUCCUUAAGAGCUUAGUGCUUGUCAGAGCAAAUGGGCUUGGAUUUUACCUGUAAAGAACUGUGCAUUCCUCUGUUCAGUUUCUAAAAUGUGCCCUUUAGCCAUUUACUGUGAAUUAAUUAAACGAGAGCCUAUUUUCUCAGCUGGUGUCUUUCUGUGGGUUGCAGGAUCUGAUGGUUUGUGCAAUGUUUACUGGGUCUUUCCAAAUUACGAACUGCCACUGGGCAUAACCAUAUUUUAUUAUGCUAUAAUGAAAAAUCAUAUUGCCACACAAUUUGACAGACAAAAUUUGCAU